UCUUGUUUUUACCAUGGAGGCUUUUUCUACAUAGCUUAGGAUAUUGGGAUGGAUGAUACCAAGUAGUGCACUGCCACUACCAGAAGAACCAAGUUUUUUACAGAUUCUCAAUCAUCACAUAGGAGCCACGGUGGCUUUAUUUGCUGAUCAUCAGUUCUUGUGGUGCUAAGUCUGAUAAUAGUUUUGAAUGUCGCACGAGCUAGUGCUAAGAGCAAGGUUCAUAUAGUGUAUCUGGGGGAGAAGCAACAUGAUGAUCCUAAAUUUGUCACAGAAUCUCAUCACCAGAUGUUGUCUUCACUUCUUGGAAGUAAAGAUGAUGCCCAUGAGUCAAUGGUGUAUAGUUAUCGACAUGGAUUCUCAGGCUUUGCGGCCAAACUCACCAAGUCACAAGCCAAGAAAAUCGCUGAUUCUCCUGAAGUUAUCCAUGUCAUACCGGAUAGUUACUAUGAACUUGCAACAACGCGGAUUUGGGACUACUUAGGUCCUUCUGCUGAUAAUUCGAAGAAUCUCGUAAGUGAUACAAACAUGGGUGAUCAAACUAUCAUUGGUGUUAUUGACACAGGAGUGUGGCCAGAGUCUGAAUCAUUUAACGACUAUGGGGUUGGACCAGUACCGAGCCAUUGGAAAGGAGGUUGUGAACCCGGUGAAAACUUCAUAUCAACAAAUUGCAACAGGAAGUUGAUAGGAGCCAAGUACUUUAUCAACGGUUUUCUUGCUGAAAACCAAUUCAACGCCACAGAAUCCCCUGACUAUAUAUCCGCUAGAGACUUUGACGGCCAUGGCACGCAUGUCGCCUCCAUUGCGGGUGGUUCAUUUGUUCCUAAUGUAAGCUACAAAGGCCUUGGUAGAGGAACCUUGAGAGGUGGUGCACCUCGUGCUCGCAUAGCAAUGUACAAGGCUUGUUGGUAUAUAAACGAGCUAGACGGAGUGACAUGUUCAUUUUCUGACAUCAUGAAAGCAAUUGACGAAGCUAUUCAUGAUGGUGUUGACGUUUUGUCAAUCUCUCUCGGUGGUCGAGUUCCUCUGAAUUCUGAAACCGAUCUACGUGAUGGGAUUGCUACCGGAGCAUUCCAUGCAGUCGCAAAGGGCAUUGUAGUUGUUUGUGCUGGUGGUAAUGCUGGCCCAUCAUCUCAGACUGUGGUAAACACGGCUCCUUGGAUCUUAACAGUGGCUGCAACCACUCUAGACCGGUCCUUUGCCACACCUAUUAUACUUGGGAACAAUCAAGUGAUAUUGGGUCAAGCAAUGUACAUAGGUCCGGAGCUUGGCUUCACUAGUUUGGUUUACCCAGAGGAUCCAGGGAACAGUAUUGACACCUUUAGCGGUGUCUGUGAGUCCCUUAAUCUCAACUCUAACCGUACAAUGGCCGGGAAAGUUGUAUUGUGUUUCACAACAGCAAGAGAUUUCACUGUUGUAUCCACAGCUGCGUCUAUUGUGAAGGCAGCCGGUGGUCUUGGCCUGAUCAUUGCAAGAAACCCGGGGUAUAAUCUCGCUCCAUGUAGUGAUGAUUUUCCUUGUGUAGCCAUUGACAAUGAGCUUGGGACCGAUAUACUUUUCUACAUACGUUAUACUGGAUCACCUGUUGUGAAGAUACAACCUUCUAGAACACUCGUCGGAGAACCUGUUGGGACAAAGGUAGCAACUUUCUCAUCAAGAGGGCCUAACUCGAUUUCCCCAGCGAUUCUGAAACCUGAUAUAGCAGCACCCGGUGUGAGCAUUUUAGCUGCUACAUCUCCCAAUGACACCCUCAAUGCCGGUGGAUUUGUUAUGCGUUCAGGAACAUCAAUGGCGGCUCCAGUUAUUUCAGGAGUUAUUGCACUUCUCAAGUCUUUGCAUCCUGAUUGGUCUCCUGCUGCUUUUAGAUCAGCCAUUGUCACUACAGCUUGGAGAACAGAUCCAUUCGGAGAGCAGAUAGCUGCGGAAAGUUCAUCCCUCAAAGUACCUGAUCCGUUUGAUUAUGGUGGAGGCCUCGUGAACCCAGAGAAAGCUGCAGAACCAGGUCUCAUACUCGACAUGGACUCACAAGACUAUGUUCUCUACCUGUGUUCCGCUGGUUACAACGACUCAUCAAUCUCUCGGCUUGUCGGUAAAGUAACAGUCUGUUCAAACCCCAAACCUUCUGUCCUGGAUAUCAACUUACCUUCAAUCACCAUCCCAAACCUCAAAGACGAAGUCACUCUCACCAGAACCGUCACUAACGUUGGACCAGUCGACUCGGUCUACAAGGUCUUGGUUGAGCCUCCGCUUGGGAUUCAAGUGGUUGUUACACCAGAGACACUAGUGUUUAACUCCAAAACCAAAAGUGUCUCCUUCACGGUUAUUGUCUCGACCACACACAAAAUAAACACUGGAUUCUACUUUGGUAGCUUGACUUGGACUGAUUCUAUCCAUAAUGUGGUCAUUCCUGUUUCCGUGAGAACGCAGAUUCUGCAAAACUAUUACGAUGAGAACUGAAUGAUUCGUAAUAGUUAUUUAUUACCCCCAAACAUUUGUUUCUUACACUUCAGCCUCGUUUAAUAAACCACUAAUCUCUGUGUUGACAAUGAACUAGAAUUUAGUUGACCAUGUAUGUAGUGAGUGUAAAACAUUCUUUAGUUUCUGAGUGAUCCAAUUCC
Molecule: messenger RNA, 2615 nt
Organism: Arabidopsis thaliana (thale cress)
Lineage: Eukaryota; Viridiplantae; Streptophyta; Magnoliopsida; Brassicales; Brassicaceae
Product: Subtilase family protein
Exons: 11
Coding region: 286-2454 (722 amino acids)
Biological process (GO): proteolysis
Cellular component (GO): extracellular region
Molecular function (GO): serine-type endopeptidase activity; serine-type peptidase activity
Source: RefSeq, marked reviewed